This is a messenger RNA of Periophthalmus magnuspinnatus, 9075 nucleotides long. It is a transcript of the gene arhgap5, whose product is annotated as Rho GTPase activating protein 5. The coding region runs from base 496 to 5019 and encodes 1507 amino acids. The transcript has 7 exons. The record is from RefSeq and is a predicted model, not a curated record. Gene Ontology annotation, molecular function: GTP binding; GTPase activity. NCBI's taxonomy places the organism in Eukaryota, Metazoa, Chordata, Actinopteri, Gobiiformes, Gobiidae. Gene Ontology annotation, biological process: signal transduction.
GUGUGCGAAGGGAGGGCGGUCGUCCCCCUCUCUCCUCUCCUCUCCUCUCCUCUUCUCUCCCCUCUCCGACGCACACGGCAGGUUUCGGCUUACAGCGCAUACCAGCCCAGUCCGAUCACUCCAAACCCGCAGAAUACACCCUAAACCCGGGACAACUACCCACAGACCCGCCUCUACCCUCCACCUCCAGCCGGGAUCUCACGGAAAGACGCCCCAGACCCCGAUCUUGUGGAUGUAAGCGUGUGUUUUGUGCGGUUUUUUUUUUUUGGAGACGGGAAUGCGCUCUGCUUCUUCGCUCCGUGGAUUGUGACUGUGGGAGCGACCAUGUUAAAAGGGAGGUGAUACAGAGAGGACCUGAGAGCUGCUCUAUCCCAGCUCCAUCGUCUCUGGAUAGAAGCAACAUCUCCGAUAAGAGUUCAGUACCAAAACAACCUUAGCAUGACCCGCUAAUGACGCUAACCACUCAGCUCCUGGUGCGAUGAGUGCGGAGAUAUAAUGGCCAAAAACAAGGAUGCCCGACCACCGACGUUUGCAGUCAGUGUGGUCGGAUUAUCAGGGACAGAGAAGGAGAAGGGAAACUGCGGAGUCGGGAAAUCGUGUUUGUGUAACCGUUAUGUUCGCCCCAACGCGGACAACUACUACUCUGAACACACCUCAGUCCUCAGUACGAUAGACUUUGGCGGCAGAGUGGUUAACAAUGAUCACUUCCUGUACUGGGGCGAUGUUUGCCAUAGAGGAGACGAUGGAUUGGACUGUAGGAUUCAAAUCAUUGAGCAAACGGAAUUUAUUGAUGAUCAAACGUUCCUACCACAUAGGAGCACAAACUUACAGCCGUAUACGAAAAGAGCGGCCUCUACGAAGUUGCAAUCUGCGGAAAAACUUAUGUACAUUUGCACAGAUCAGCUAGGUCUGGAGCAGGACUUUGACCAAAAGCAAAUGCCGGAUGGAAAACUCAACAUUGAUGGAUUCAUUUUGUGCAUAGAUGUUAGCAAAGGUUGUAACCGCAAGUUUGACGAUCAGAUGAAAUUCGUAAACAGCCUCUACUCGCAAAUUGCCAAAACAAAGAAACCAAUCGUGGUCGCUGCUACGAAAUGCGAUGAAUGUGUAGACCAGCAUUUGAGGGAUUUGCAAGUGUUCGUAGCGAGCAAGAAAAACCUUCUUCUCAUUGAGACGUCAUCAAAAACAAAUGUAAAUGUUGAGCUAUGUUUCAAUUCGCUGCUACAGCAGUUAGACAAAACGAGAGGAAAACCGAAAACUGUACCCUAUCUGGAAGCGUACAAAAUCCAACGGCAACUGGUUGCCUCGGUAACGGAUCGAUUUGAAAAACUGAUGGUCCAAACUGUACGGGAUUACCAUACAACGUGGAAAGCGGUGACGAAUAAUCUCCGAGGGCAACCAGAUUACGAGGAAUUUAUAACGUUGGAAGGGUCUCGAAAAGCACGGAAUACAUUCACGAAGCACAUUGCACAACUUAAACAGGAGCACAUCCGGAAAAGAAGGGAGGAAUACUUAACAACGCUUCCCAAAACUUUAAAUAACAUGUUGAAUAAUUUGGACGAAGUCGAGCAUUUGACAUGGCACGAAGCGCAAAGUGUAAUCCGAAACAGACAUGAUUUUCAAUUUUGGUUUAUAAUCUUGGAUCAAACUCCUUGGGAUGAAUCGGAUCAUAUUGACAACAGCGACCGAAGAAUACCGUUUGAUCUAUUGGAGACUCCUGAAGCAGAAAGAAUAUACCACAAUCAUGUCCAGCAUUUGUUAUCGGAAAAACGAAGAGGCGAAAUGAAAGAAAGAUUCAAGAAGACGCUAGAACGAGUCCAUUUCAUCAGUCCUGGCCAAUCUUGGGAGGAAGUUAUGUGCUUCGUAAUGGAAGACGAAGCUUACAAGUACAUAACCGAAAUGGAUAGACGAGACGUUUAUGCAAGACAUCAGCAAGAAAUAGUUGAACGAGCCAAAGAAGAGUUUCAGGAAAUGCUUUUUGAACACGCUGAACUGUUUUACGAUUUAGAUCUUAAUGCUACUCCCAGUUGCGAUAAAAUGACAGAAAUUCAUAGCGUUUUGAAUGAGGAGCCGAGAUACAGGGCACUGCAAAAACUAGCCCCAGAUAGAGAAUCGCUUCUGCUAAAACAUAUUGGAUUUGUCUAUCAUCCGACAAAAGAGACGUGCCUAAGUGGUCAAAAUUGUGUUGAUCUCAAAGUAGAGCAGGUUUUAGCUAACAGAUUGGUCCAGCUGGAUCAUGGUCGUUCAAAUUUGUACUACAACAAUCCCAAUGUGGAUAAACUCAACUUGUGUCUCUUGGGAAAGGAAGGCCUUGCACAGGAAUUAGCGAACGAAAUCCGUGCACAAUCCACAGAUGAUGAAUACACUUUGGAUGGGAAAAUUUACGAACUAGAGCUACUUCCUGUUGACGUGAAUUCGACUUUGCUUUUUAGCCACACCUGGGUCUCCACCUUCAAACCUCAUGGAUGUUUUUGCGUUUUUAGCUCCAUUGAAAGCUUGAAUUCCAUUGGGGAUUGUAUCGGAAGAAUCAGAGCAGAAAUUGCUGGAAGUCGAAGAGAUCGUUUUGCCCAACCUUUACCAUUCAUUCUUAUUCUUGCCAAUCAAAGGGACAACGUAUGCAAAAACAUCCCAAUUUUGCGUCACCAAGGACAGCAACUAGCUAACAAACUCCAAUGCACAUUUGUUGACCUUGUUGUUCCUUCUGGGGCAUUCCCGAGAAAAUUUACAGAAUUCCAAAUCAAACAAGGACUGAGAGCGGUUCUAGAUAAUAUGAAACACAAUUUUGACUUUCUGGCCCCACUUCCUUCAAUAAAAGACAUGUCUGAAAUGGAUCUACGAAUUGUGAUGUGCGCAAUGUGUUGGGAUCCUUUUAGCGUGGACCUGAUUUUGUCCCCGUUUUUGGAUUCGCAUUGCUGUAGCGCUGGUCCAGCCGGUCAUAGCAACUCGCUCAUUCUUGAUAAAAUUCUCGGUGAAACUAGGAGAAGAAUUCAAGUUACGGUUUUGUCCUACCACUCUGCGAUUGGUGUACGGAAAGAUGAACUUGUCCACGGAUACAUUUUGGUGUACUCAGCAAAACGCAAAGCUUCCAUGGCGACUUUGCGAGCGUUUUUAGCCGAAGUCCAAGAUGUAAUUCCCGUUCAAAUGGUUGCGAUAACUGACAGCCAAGCAGACUUUUUUGAAAAUGACGCGAUUAAAGAACUAAUGACGGAAGGUGAGCAUAUCGCCACAGAGAUCGCAGCCAAAUUCACUGCGUUGUACUCUUUGUCGCAGUAUCACAGACAAACUGAAGUCUUCACGCCAUUUUUCAAUGAAGUCUAUCAGAAAAAGCAAGGCAUUGAAAGUUCUUUCUUGUUCGAUAAUUCAUCCAGAGAAUGCACAACCGGAGCGAGCGAAGACAUUUUUCCAACUUCGCCUCAUAGCCACUCCCCCGCUUACAACACCUACUAUCCCGACUCAGACGAUGACAACGAAGCACCGCCUCCUUACAGUCCAAUUGGAGAUGAUGUUCAACUUUUACCAACUCCAAGCGAAAGAGCCAAAUAUCGGAUAGACUUGGAAGGUAACGAAUAUCCUGUCCAUAGCACCCCAGUUGGGGAACACGAACGCAACCAUAAAGUGCCUCCUCCAGUAAGGCCUAAACCAGUUCUGACAAAACCAAAUGUUCGAAAACUUGAUCCGAAUUUGCUCAAAACGAUUGAAGCGGGAAUGAGAAGCAACCGCAGAAUGCCUAGACCUCCACUGGUACACGCUGAAGACGUCGAAACUUCGGAAAACUAUGCCGAUCCGGUUGAUACGCUCAGAUCCCGAGGGUAUAUCAACGACGAUAUCUAUGCAGUUCCAGAAGACUCGCACAGCCGCUUGAUUAAAAUUCGAAACACUUUCGGAGGACUACAUCAUGGCGGAUUGGAAGAGGAGAACGGAUAUGAGCGGAAAGCUAAUACAACCGGACGAAGACCUUCAAAAUACAAGCACAGAUCCAAAAUAUUGUUCAGUAAAACAAAGGCGUAUCAGAGGCGGUUUCAAUCGGACAGUGAUGGGGAGGAGAGCGGACCCGCAACGCAGAAAAAGAAAAAAGGGAGAGCACACAGAGGAAGUGAAGAGGAUCCACUUCUCUCUCCGGCCGAUCCGUGGAAACAGGGAAUCGAUAACCCUGCCAUAACCUCUGACCCCGAGCAAGAUGACAAAAAGAUGAAGAAGAAGAAGACUGCCAAGACGCCCAAGGAGCCCAAAAAGCCCAAAUCGUCUAAGCCGGCCAAGCCCCUGUACCCGCCCACCCGCAGGACCUGGGACAGUAACUAUUUUGGUGUGCCACUGGAAAACCUAGUGACUCCAGACCACCCCAUCCCCCUGUUCAUCGAGAAGUGUGUGGACUACAUCGAGAAAACAGGCUUGACAACAGAAGGCUUGUACAGAGUCAGCGGCAACAAAACGGACCAAGACAACAUCCAGAAGCUAUUUGAUCAAGAUCACAGCAUAGACUUUGUGACUCUCGACGUCGCCAUAAACGCAGCAGCUGGAGCACUGAAGGCGUUCUUCGCAGACCUGCCUGACCCUCUGAUCCCCUACAGUCUGCACCCAGAGCUGGUGGAGGCCGCAAAAAUCGUGGACUACAUGGAGCGACUUCUGGUUUUAAGGGAAAUCGUGAAGAAGUUUCCUCCAGUGAAUUACAAUGUGUUCAAGUACAUCAUCACUCACCUCAACAGGGUGAGCCAGCACAGCAAAACCACACUGAUGACUGCAGAUAACCUCUCCAUUUGCUUCUGGCCCACUCUGAUGCGCCCGGACUUUGAGAACAUGGACACGCUCUCCACCACAAAGCUGAACCAGUCUGUCGUGGAGUGCUUCAUUCUGCAGAGCGAUUAUUUCUUCCAUGGAGGAGAAGUGGCCGAGAGCUCGAGCAGCGAAGGGACCCCUCCUCAUCACUGUCACAACAUGGUCGAGGCUCUGCUCCCUCUGCAACUGCCCCCUCCUCUGCAGCCCCAGCAGAUACAGCAUUCAAUACCAGCUGAACCGCUAAUAUGAGGGGCAUAACAUGUCUGAAAGAGGACUGAACCAGGACUGAACCAGGACUGAACCAGGACUGAACCAGGACUGAACCAGGACUGAACCAGGACUGAACCAGGACUGAACCAGGACUGAACCAGGACUCUACUCCCUCUGCAAUUGCCGCCUUUUCUGCAGCCCCAGCAGAUACAGCAUUCUGUACCAACUGAGCCGCUCAUAAAAAGGAUAAACCAGGACUGAACCACCUCCUGUGCAACCCUCUCAAAUACAGCAUUCUGUACCAACUGAACCACUCAUACGUGACAGCCAGGUCUUAACCGGGACUAGACCAACACUAAAGCAAGCUGAAAAUAGCCUAACUUUAAAGGGAGGGAGAGGAAGAACUAGACCUGGACUAGACUUGGACUAAAUCUGGGACUAAAACAGGGAGAAACCUGCUGUUGCCUCAGCAAAUCCAGCAUUCAAUUCGGACCAGACCAGGACUAAAACCGGACUUGGUCAAGAAAAAGGUCUAAACCAGAACUUGAGCAGGACUGAACAAGAACUACUUUUGCAACCUCAGCAGAUUCAUCCCACUUUGACCCACAGAACAGUUGUAUACAGGCACUAGUAUACACACUAGGACUCAACAAGGACUCAACAAGGACUCAACAAGGACUCAACAAAGACUCAACUAGGACUCAACUAGGACUCAACCAGGACUCAACCAGGACUCAACCAGGACUCAACCAGGACUCAACCAAGACUCAACCAAGACUCAACUAGGACUCAACCAGGACUCAACAAGGACUCAACAAGGACUCAACAAGGACUCAACUAGGACUCAACUAGGACUCAACUAGGACUCAACUAGGACUCAACUAGGACUAACAAGCACACACCACUAACCUAAAUGCAUUAAUGCUAGAAUUACUGUUAGUUUAAGCUAGCCCAACUAACCACUAGGAAACCAGGACUAAGCUAGGACUAGACCAGGACUAAACCAGUACUAAACCUUACUUACAGAAAGCAACUCUUUACUUUGUCAUGAAUGCACAAUAAAUAUAUUUAACGACAAUAAAUGAGACGUUCUGCGAAACUCCCUUCAGUCCUCUGCAAUAGUGUCAACUACUUUGGACUGGACAGAUCCUCAAAUGAAGACGAAUUUGACAUAAUCAAAGACAUGUUUGGACAAGUCUUCUGAUUCGGUGGCUUUCCGAUCAUCAUCUUUACCUGGAUUUGAGAAUAGUGUCGUCGAAAUCUGAACGAAUUUUGGAAAAUUUGAAAAACUUGUUGAACUUUUCCGAAUGGUAAAUCUUUGGCACAUAACGUCGAUACUAAAGUGAAAUCAUUCUGAGCAGGGUUUGUGGACUUAACCAAGACUGUUUUGAAAAGCACACAACUGUCCUGCAUUCUCCUGCAACGAAAGGGAUGAAAGGGAUUAAAAACUUCAAAUUGUUCAAUGGAUAUUUUAAAAUUCCGGGUUGAUUCUUGGAUUUGAGUCUUCCCUGCUUUUUUUGCUUCAACUUCUGCUAAUUCUGACCCGCAAAAUCGAAAUUAAUCUGGGUCAUAGCCAUGUUUUGUUCCUCCACUGUGACUUUAAGCAAAUAGACAAGGAUUUAUUACAAACUUAAAAUGGAAAAAGUGGAUUAUUUUUUAAUUUUUGGAGUUUUUUUUGAAGGUGGAACGAAGACUGUUGUACCUCCACCGCUGUGAACUGCGCCCUCUCCUGGACAGCACAUGCACGCUCGGUGUCCAAGGUCCUUUGCGAUGAUUUCAGUUUUAUUUUUCGUUUAUUUUUAAUGUUUUUGUAUUUUUGUCGCUGUGUGAUGGAGAUGAGUGGUUAUUUGUCUGUAUGUUCCAUGUUUAAGAUUUGAGAAGAUUUGAAAGUGGUGAAAAUUUAAAAAGAUAAAACUAAUUGUAGCCAAGAAAUUGAUGCAAAAAUGUAAUCGCCAACUAAAAAACCUCAGAUGAUAAAGAUGAGGAGUUUGGGUUGUUCACAGCUAGUUUGUAAAAGAAAAACAAAAGGUUUAAAGUAAAAGAAUGUACAUGGAAUUGUGAAAAAAAAAAAUCUAUAAAAUGUGCCUUGUAAAUAUAUAUGGCACAUAUAAUGAUGGCCAGUCAUGAAAUCCUAACUUAAAAAAUUAGCUUUAAAUAAAUGGUUACUGCAAAUUAGGGUUGUCAAAAGUAUCGAAAAUCUGAUACUAAUUGAUACUAAAACUAGCAUCGAAAAUAGAUACUUGUUCAAGCAGGUAUUGAAACUAAAGAAAAAAAUUGCAUAAUGGAUAAAUUGGACUUUCCUGAACAGUUCCAUCUUGAGUUUUAUCAGACUGCUAGAAUAAACAAAUACUAUGAUUGUGCAUUGACAGCUGCAGUAUUGUGUAAAAAAGAGCUUUUAAAAUGAUCAUUUAUGUAUCGAGUCUAUUCUUUAGUUUGAAAAUUGAGUUUGACAUGUCAGUAUUGUGACAACACCAAGUCAAAGAAUCAUUGUCUUGAUUUAACGUUGGUUUAGACUUGGUUUUGGUCCAGUUUAGACCUGGUCUAUUUCUUGGUUUACUUCUGGUUUAGACCUGGGUUUAGUCCUCACAUAGUUUUCGUUUGCUCACAGUUUAUUGUAAAGCAGAGAUAAAGCCAAGCUCUGUAAUCCAAUAACUAAACUAACCUAAAGAUGCACUAUGCAACUUUUUGAUUGGGGGUUCCUCUGUCUGCUUGUCACCUCUUGUCUCCAUGGAGAUGCUGUUGAUAUGUCUGAAAUCUUCCAGAGUAUGGUAUUAAACUUGCCCAUGUUUAAUGUUUUAAAACACCUUGAGCUCAUACAUACUCUUAAUGUGAGCGGGGUUGCCUUUCCACAGAUCUGACCUAUAAUCUCCCCUGUACGUCACCCGCUUGUCUCCAUAAGUAUAGGUAAGUUUAACCAUACUGUGAAAUAUUCCAGGCAAAGCAAUAACAAGCAGUUGGCACACCCUCCACCAGAAAAGUUACACAAUGCAUCUUUAAAUAGAACCACAGAAAUGAACUGAGGAAGAAAAAUCUGACAAGGGAUAAAAUUGUGUUCUGAGAUCAGACGUAGGUCUGAUGUAAGUUUAAAAUUUCACAUCCAGAAAUAAUUCUUAAUAUUUCCAAAUGAUACUCCGUGGGUUUGACCCAAUUUGGACCUGGUCCUGGUUGAGACCUGGGGUUAUUUUAAACCUUGCUUAGUUCUCAUUUUGUCCCUGACUUUAGGGUCCAGUUUACUCCUUAAACUCAUCUGUAUUCCCUUUUUCAAUUUGAAUAUGAAAUAAUAAUUGAAACAGUUCGUGAAAAUUAACCUCAAAGUACUUAGUCGUUUUUUGUAGCUUCCAACAAAGGGUUUAGACUUGACCUGGCUUAGUCUGGAUUUAGACUGGGUUUAGAACAGCUUUAGCCCGGGUUUAGACCAAGAUUUGACCAGGUUUAGACCAGCUUUAGCCCAAGAUUUGACCGGGUUUCGACCGGGUUUCGACCAAAAUUUGACUGGGUUUAGACCAAGAUUUGACUGGGUUUAGACCAGGUUUACACUGAGAUUUGACCAGGUUUAGACCAGGUUUAGACCAAGAUUAGACCGGGUUUAGACCAAGAUUUGACUGGGUUUAGACCAGGUUUACACUGAGAUUUGACCAGGUUUAUACCAGGUUUAGACCAAGAUUUGACCGGGUUUCGACCCUUUUACUUUCUCCGUUAAAUGACACAAACUCGCUGUGAACAAGUCUAAACUCCAUGAACUCGAACUGUGUGAUCCCUGCGUGAACCACUAGGAGACGCUACGUUCUUCCUCCCUGUUUUUCUGCAUGUCUGUUUUAGUGCAACUUUUAACAAGAAAAAAGAAAACAAAAAAUAAUAUGAACUUGUAAAGGAUUUUAUCAGGAGCCCGACGAGAAACGGGCUCAAACCUCACUUUUAAUUUCUGUCAGAAAUCAUCAUAUUUUUGGUUAAAUAGUUUGUUUUUCCUAUAGACAGAUAUAUAUAUGAGUAAAGCUAUAUAAAUCUUAACUUGUAGUGGGGUACUCAACAAUACGCUAUGGGACAAUGUGAGCGAAUGAAUGAGAAACUAAUGUUAAAGUCUCUGUACCGGAUUUU